UACGCCACUGGAGUAGUUUGGCAUUGUAUUACCAUAACUGGAAAAUCAAAGUCACCAGACAACAAUGAAAAAAUUUGCAAAGAUUUUCAGAAACCUCAGAUUUUGUUGGUAAACAAUAAACAGCUGAGAUUGAAGUAGAAAGAAGAGUUCAAAAUAAAAUUUCAAAAUUUUUCGUGAUCGCACUUCCUGUUCGCACAUAACACAAACUCGAGGAGUGGUGCUCGCCCAAACAUAUUCAUUUUAAUUUAAAAUUUAACAUGAGCGAUGAUAAAAAUGGUACAAACGAAAGAGAAGAUUCACCUUCUAGAAUUAGAACAACAAGUGAAUGUUCCUAUACAAGUGACGAUGGUGCUUCAGGAUAUACAGGAGGAAGGAGACAAAGAACAACAUCUCACCAAUUCAUGGUAGCUAGCGGGCUAACAGCGGCAUCUCCACCCAAAUUUGUUUCUUUAGAAGAAAUAAUGCAAGCUGCUAAUGGUAUGCGAGACAUGGCAUUGGUCCAUCAGAUUGUCGUUGAUAAAGAUUUUAAACUGAAAAGAGCUGAACCAGAACCUAACACUAUGCAAAAAAUAAUUAAGGACACUAUGCAUAAAGCAUUCUGGGAUGUAUUAAGGUCAGAGUUGGCAGAAGAUCCGCCAGUUUAUACACAGGCGUUUGGUCUUCUAGAAGAAAUUAAACAGGGAUUAUUCUCAGUACUAUUACCUCAACAUACUAGAAUUAAACAACAAAUUUCGGAAGUGUUGGAUACUGAUUUGAUUAAGCAGCAAGCGGAGAAUGGAACUUUGGAUUUUAAGAACUACGCCCAGUAUGUUAUAUCUGUAAUGGCAAAAUUAUGUGCUCCUGUACGAGAUGAAAAAAUUCACGAAUUGACAGAAACUGUAGAUGUUAUUGACACUUUCAAAGGUAUACUUGAGACUCUAGAUCUAAUGCAGCUUGAUAUGGCAAAUUUCACCAUACAGAUGGCUAAACCGGAUAUCAUUGCCGCCAGUGUCGAAUUAGAACGUAAAAAAUUUGCUGAUUAUCUAGCAGUCCAAUAUGAUGGAUUGGCGAACACCAGAAAUUGGCUAUUAAAAUAUGUAAAUACUGAUCAAACUGUACCAGAUAAUGUAGAAUAUGAAAAAUUUAUUAAAACUGUCGUAAAGAGAGCAUUCUGUCAAGCCUGUGUCGACCUAAUUGAUUGGCCUCAAAACGUGGAGUAUCCAGAGUCAUUCAUGUUGGAUCUAGAUAGGUUAGCUGAUUUACAAACUCGCACUUAUCGAUUAACCUGUAUCGCGAGUGUCCUCCUAGUCACUAUAAGUAAUGCAGGCGCCGAUUUGCAGUCAAUAACUGAAUUCAAACAGUCUUUAAAAGACCACAUUUGCAUUUUACUUCAAAACGUCAAAAAUGAGAAAGAUUUAAAUGAAACAUUGCCCAACGUGGCUGAACAAGUAUUGUUGGAUUUAAAAGAAGCUCAACGAAAAUAUGAACUGCCUGAUAUGUUUCAAGCCGCUGAAGCUAAUCUUAAGCAACAAAUUUUGGAUAUAGGAAAAGAUGAGCAUAAAGUCAAGGGAAUUGUUAAGCAAAGGGUGAAAGAUUUCUUUUUGGAUAUAAUCGAAUCGUCGACUGCCGCUCCUCAAAAGGUGCCCUCCGGUCUGUCAGCUCUCCAGAAAGAAUUGAUUGAAACUGCGGGACAGUUUCUCAGGAUCGUGUCACAUAAUAGCACUGUAUUUUGCAUUUAUUACUUUGAUAUUGUCGCCGCCGCAUUACCCAAACCGACAUAAGCUCUAAUUCUGUAACAAAUUCUGUGGAAUUUAAGGUUUCACGUAGUUUAUUAUCUGUAAAGGGUAUACGUGCAGACAUAUUGACGGUUGGUUUGCUUAAAGGGAAUACAAGAGUGCUGCAAAUAGACUUAUGGGACGUUUUACGGUGCAAGACUGUUUUUUAAAAAAUGACAGACUUCAAUAAUUCAUAUUUAAAUAACUCGAUGUUCGGAAUAAUUUCAGUGAUAUACGGUAAUUUGUAAUAAACUUAUACAAACUAAUAAGAAUGAAUAAAUGACUUAAUAAUAUGUAUUAUUGAAUUUAAGUUAUAUAAUUUUUGAAAUAAGUCCAG
Messenger RNA from Psylliodes chrysocephalus, 2091 nucleotides. Lineage: Eukaryota; Metazoa; Arthropoda; Insecta; Coleoptera; Chrysomelidae. The record is from the annotation of a GenBank genome assembly.